Penicillium samsonianum is the source of this 582-nucleotide messenger RNA. RefSeq lists its product as uncharacterized. Gene Ontology annotation, molecular function: oxidoreductase activity. The transcript has 2 exons. The record is from RefSeq and is a predicted model, not a curated record. The coding region runs from base 1 to 582 and encodes 193 amino acids. Lineage: Eukaryota; Fungi; Ascomycota; Eurotiomycetes; Eurotiales; Aspergillaceae.
AUGUUUGUGUUUAGUUCUGCAGCAAAUGGUGGCGACGGCACAUUUGCCCCGGUGUCAACAGUAUACAACAAACUGACACGAUCGAGUCCCGAUCUUCUCCCUAUAUUAAUGCAGCCAGACUGGCCAUUUGACAGAUCCUCCGGAGCAACAUUCUACAAACGCCCAGUCUUGUUCCUGAAUGACAAUAACCAGCCUGAAAUGGUCUUCAGCCGCGGCGCGCUUAUACGAUCCCCUCGAGGUCAGCGGCCCCUCGACAUACCCAAACUAACGAGGAUUCAAUGUGAAGCGCUAGACGCGGUGCAUUUUGCGGCGGCGGAGGCAGCCCAUAAAAUCCAGUAUCAGGAGGGUGAUUUAUUGCUGUUCAACAAUCGGAGGAUUCUGCAUGGGAGAGAUGGGUUUACGGAUGCCAGUGACGCGGGCCAGAGGCAUAUGGUUAGGUUAUGGCUGAAGGAUGAGGAGAUGGCUGGGAGGCCGCCCGAUUUAGCCUUGCAAAAACUUUGGGAUAAUAUCUUUGCCAGCGAUAGUGAAGAUGAGAGGCAGCACCAAGAGAGACAUUGGCCAAGUGUGCCUGAUCUGUCAUGA